Mobula hypostoma (lesser devil ray) is the source of this 4780-nucleotide messenger RNA. It is a transcript of the gene c24h19orf44, whose product is annotated as chromosome 24 C19orf44 homolog. The record is from RefSeq and is a predicted model, not a curated record. NCBI's taxonomy places the organism in Eukaryota, Metazoa, Chordata, Chondrichthyes, Myliobatiformes, Myliobatidae. The transcript has 9 exons. Bases 287 to 2338 code for a protein of 683 amino acids.
GUGAUCACUGCCGCCUGCGCUUCCGCCUUUUUUUACACACCACAUUUAAACCCAAGGACCGGUAACUUCGAUGUGGUAUUUAUUGAACGUUUGAGCAGAUCCCUAUUUCGAUUUAUUUAACGACGCUACAUUGCAUCAAUGACAAAUCAUCGCACCACGACCCCGCCACGGUCGCGGUACAGCCCGGAAUAAAAUCCAUGUAACACCGGGCUGCGAGACAUGAGCGCGUAACAGCGGGGAUGGUAACCAGGCAACACCGGAAACGUCUUCCACAGCGUCGGACAGCAUGUUUAAAAGAAGUAAACUGGGAAGUUCUGCCUUAGCAAGAGCCCAGGCCCAGCUCUCUGGGCAGAGAAUACUGGAAAGCUUCAAUGUCUAUGGAGAUGAACUUCAGGACUAUCUGACUGCCUGUAAGCAAAACAGUGCCCUAAUGGGCAGUCCUUUCAACAAUGAAAUUGGUUACCUGAGCAAUCUUUCCAUAGAGGAUACCAUGGAAAAUGAAUGGAAAAGAAAACGAUAUGUAAAAGCUGCAGCCGCUGUAAAACCAGAAGGUAUCCGUGAGCAGCUAUUGACUUCUAAUGGGUUCUUGAAGAAAGCAGAGAAACCAACAGCAGCACAGAGUCUGAAAGUGAGCAACUGUGCAUUGAAGGAGGCUGAUGUAGCAGACUCAAGAAGCCUCAAUGCUGCAUCAGCAAGGGUCAGAUCCUCUAAUGCUGUGCUGGCCAGAUUGGCCCAAGUAGAAAAUGAAAUAAUGAACAGAAAGCUGAACAAACAUCAGAUCAAUGCUGAUGAAAAUGUACAGGUGUCUGAUGAUGAGCAACUUUCCCCCAAAUCAAGUACUGAGCUAAGUGGAAGAGGGAGCAGGUUUCUGAAGAGAGUGGUAGAUACUGCAGCAAAACACGAGUGUAAUGCAGAGGUUCAGAAUAAAGUGGAAUCUUCAAUAAAAGACCUGCAUCAAGCACACCUUAACACUCCAGUCAAAGUGGGCACAAUUGAUAGUGUUGAAGAAGAAAUGAAAAAGAUGUUGGAAGGCUCCCUAGAACUCUCUGAGAGUGAACAUAUUAAAAGAUUACAAAGAACCCCACCACAUGGUUCCGAAUUGCAUAAACAGUCUGUCGUGAGAAAAUAUCCAAGGAGCCAUCUAAGAUUGCCUUCUCCACCCAGUGCUGGCUCCCCACAGCUGAGUCUGUCUCCAAGAAUGAAAUUUGUAAAACGUAUCCCAGUGUCUUCAACUGAACAAAGUGAGAUUAAAUCUCUGGAUGAGCUCUUUACCGAGCCUUCUGCUACUAAGGAUGUCAGAAGCCUUGACAGUGAGACCUCUGAUGAAUUCAAACUAAAUAUUUUGACUCUGGAGGAUUUGAUUCCAGCUGUAGAACAGAAAAGUACAAAAAUAUCACCAACUUUGAAGGAUGAAGAGGGACAGCACUUGGGUGUUCCAAGCACACAGUCAACUUGUCACAAUUUAAGGUCAAAUGUGACAAGUGAGCUUGUCCGUUCAUGUCUCCAGUCCACUAAAUUUUCAAGAGAGAAAGAUGCAAAUCACUUGGAAAAUGAGAUUUGGGCAAAAUCUGAUGCAACUGGAAGUGAAAUCUCUGAAUAUUUAAAUGGAGAUUCUAAUGUGUCAAGGAAGGAAGGAAAAUCUUCAGAGAAGUUGGCUGAACAAUUAGAAGAGGAUGAUCUGAACACUAUGUGUUCCGAAUAUUCAGAAGACUUUGAAACUUCUAACUGUGAAGUGUCCUCAGUAAAAAUGGAUGAGGGUGAAUCACAUUUUGAACAGUCAUGUGAAGAGGAGUCAAGGACUGAUUAUUCUGAUAACACUUCCUACUCAACCUCCUCAUCCCCAGGUCCAGACCAUUCCAAGUUGGCAACCUGCACAGAAUCUCCCUGUUCGGAUAGAAAAGUGUGGAAAUCACUAUCUAAAGUGACUGUGAAAGAUACAGCCAUACAGACACAGCUAUCCAGUUUUCAUUACACCUGGCACAAAGAUGAUGGAGUGGCAGUACUUGGAACAUCUCUUGGGGCUGCAAGUGUGGAUCCUACACCUAUUGCCAGUCACAUUAUUAGCCCCGAGGCAAUGGAAGCAUUGACUUCAUACAGCCCCGCCAGCUUAGCUCUAAAUGACUUGCUGAAACAGCAGCUCACUCUGACUCGCCAGUUUGUGCAAGUCAGUCGUCUUCUCUACUUAUCCAUUGUUGCCUCAAUAGAAGAGGAUCAGUAUCAUUACACAACUUUGGAAGAAACUAAAGAGUUUGUCAGUAAUCAGAGAUCACCAUCACUCACCUUGGAGCAGGCCCUGAAAGAGGUGCAAGACGAAAUGGAGCAAUAUCAUAACAUGUGACGGCCUGGUUUGGAAGCAAGUACAGCUCUGGUAAUGAUGGAGAGAAGAGCAACUGCUCCCAAGAUCAAUAUUCAAAUGAAUGUUACCCAGUAAAGCAAUCACUGUGAUCAUGCUGACCUGUUAAUGCUUGUUUUCAACCACUCAUUCUGUGUAAAUCCAGGUAUUUAAAUCCUACAGUAAACACACUUUAAUCCUUUGCAAUAAUUACAAGUAGAUGCACCUGGUAAAAUGUACAGAGCAACUCUUACACUUUGUGCAAACAGACUGAUUAUCCCUGCAGAGUCUGCUAAAUUUUCAGUUUCUUUGCAUCAAUAACAGUCAAUUUGAUGAACCAUGUUCACUCAUUAAAUGUUUUGCAUUUUAUCGCAGUCUGACUCCCCUUGAGAUUUGUUUGUAAGAAGAAUUUGUAUGUGAGAUGAAUUAAUGAGAAGUACUUUUAAAGCCUUGUUGUGAAUGCAGUCAUUUGUUCAGUGUCCAGCAAAUUAGGUAGUAAACUCAUUACAUUGUUUUGGGAGAAUUGGUUGAAAGAAUACCAGCAAGGAGAUUCUGUUCAAAUGUUGAUAUGUGCUCGUUAAUAAAACUAGCCAGGUCUUGUAUGGUAUGAAGCAGCAUGGCAGGGAAACUAUAGUUUUUCAGUGAAAUUUGAUUGUUAAAAAUUCUUGUCCAGGCCCAGUCUCUCCCUAUAGUCUGCUGGGGGAGAAGCUGACAGCGAUGCAGGUGGAUGCUCCCCUGGUGUCAUGGGUUCUUGAUUACCUGACUGGCAGACCACAGUACGUGUGCUUGCAACACUGUGUGUCCGACAGAGUGAUCAGCAGCACUGGGGCUCCACAGGGGACUGUCUUGUCUCCCUUUCUCUUCACCAUUCACACCUCGGACUUCAACUACUGCACAGAGUCUUGUCAUCUUCAGAAGUUUUCGGAUGACUCUGCCAUAGUUGAAUGCAUCAGCAAGGGAGAUGAGGUCGAGUAUAGGGCUACUGUAGGAAACUUUCGUCACGUGGUGUGAGCAGAAUUAUCUGCAGCUUAAUGUGAAAAAGACUAAGGAGCUGGUGGUAGACAUGAGGAGAGCUAAGGUACCGGUGACCCCUGUUUCCAUCCAGGGGGUCAGUGUGGACAUGGUGGAGGAUUACAAAUACCUGGGGAUACGUAUUGACAAUAAACUGGAUUGGUCAAAAAACACUGAGGCUGUCUACAAGAAGGGUCAGAGCCGUCUCUAUUUCCUGAGGAGACUGAGGUCCUUUAACAUCUGCCGGACAAUGCUGAGGAUGUUCUACGAGUCCGUGGUGGCCAGUGCUAUCAUGUUUGCUGUUGUGUGCUGGGGCAGCAGGCUGAGGGUAGUAGACACCAACGGAAUCAACAAACUUAUUCGUAAGGCCAGAGAUGUUGUGGGGAUGGAACUAGGCUCUCUCACAGUGGUGUCUGAAAAGAGGAUGCUGUCUAAGUUGCAUGCCAUCUUGGUCAAUGUCUCCCAUCCACUACAUAAUGUACUGGGUGGGCACAGGAGUACAUUUAGCCAGAGACUCAUUCCUCCAAGAUGCAGCACAGAGCGUCAUAGGAAGUCAUUCCUGCUUGUGGCCAUCAAACUUUACAACUCCUCCCUUGGAGGGUCAGACACCCUGAGCCGAUAGGCUGGACCUGGACUUUUCAUAAUUUCCUGGCAUAAUUUACAUAUUACUAUUUAACUAUUUAUGGUCUAUAACUAUUUAUUAUUUAUGGUGCAACUGUAACAAAAACCAAUUUCCCCCUGGGAUCAAUAAAGUAUGACUAUGACUAGUUCCUGCAUGAAAGUUAGCACUAAAAAGUCCUCCUUCAAUAAUACUUCAAAAUAAAUUUAAUAUUUUCAGUGGGAUAUUACUAGGUCUCUGAGAAUAUCCCAACACAGUAAAUUAACAUUUAUCCUAAAGUUUCCUGCUAUUAACAAAUUACCCUGUUAAAUUCUGAGAUCACAGUUGAAAAUGUUACAAACAAUGCUAUCUUUCAUAUUGAACAACUACUUCAACUUCAUUGACUUUUUCUGGAUCAAACUUUCAGCUCUGGAUUCUUGCAUAGGCCCAAACAACACCAUGCACAAACAACACCACCACAAUACCAGUCCUGUUUCAGCACCUUCUUUAACUCCUUUUUCAGCAACUGCAUGGACGCUGCUUCCUGCAUCCAUACAGAGCUAUAAAAUUUGACGACUUUGGCACCAGUUUCCGCCCUGCACUGACUGACUUUCACAUGGUCCAUUUUCCUUUCUGCAUCCAUUCACUUGUCUCUGUCUCAGUGGAUAGAUGAGUAGCCACCAACCACUAAAAGCUGAAGAUUCUCACAACUGCACUUGUCCUCUUGUGAGGACUCCAUUCUUUGCUCUUAUUCCAUCAUAUAUACUCUGCUGACAGCACUUCCAGCACUGGCACGUCUCCUUUUUUCCUUAACAAUGACUUUCCUUUCAUCUCUAGGA